Molecule: messenger RNA, 1812 nt
Organism: Darwinula stevensoni
Lineage: Eukaryota; Metazoa; Arthropoda; Ostracoda; Podocopida; Darwinulidae
Source: the annotation of a GenBank genome assembly
AUGAUUGGUGACAUUCAGAAUUGGUGGGAAGUCCCUUGCAUUGCACAUUUCUGCUCACUCUUCAGAGUUGCAUUUGAGCUGCUGGACUUUGACAUAGAGGAUUUGGAGGAAGCUCUUCUAACAGAUGGUGUAGACACUGAGGCAGAUGGAAGUACCCCACUUGUCCUGCGGGACCUGCUAGUGAGACUCCUACAGGGGAUCUUAGGGAAGAAGAAUGUGUCCUCUAAGAACUACCUCACACCUGUGAGGCAGCUCUGUUCCAAGAAAUGGCAUGAAGUGAAAAAGGAUGUAAAGAAUCCUUUUCUGGAGGAGUCAAAUUUUCACAACUUGAGCCUGAAAGAGAAAGUUCAAGUUUUGCAUGCUCUAUGUGACAUACGUUUGGAUGCUGAAGAUGUUCCUGAAGUUCUCAAGAAUCUGGAAGCAGAUAGUCUGCGUGUUGAACCCCUUGGGCAGGAUGAGCAAGGCUCCAUGUACUGGUAUUUUUAUGGAACUAGGCUAUACAAGGAGGAUCUUUCUCCCAAACAGGAAGUUUUUCUGGAGAAGCAGAAGGAAGAGAAGAAAGGCAAGAAAGAAAGGAAAGGGAAGACUGGUGACAAAAAAGACAUGAAACCAGGCCCUCUGUGGAAUGUAGUAUGUUUCACACAAGAGGACUGGGAGAAUCUGGCAGGAGACCUGGAGAACUCCUCAAGCAAAGGGGAGAGAGCCCUGUAUCGGACUUUGAAAGAGGACUUUCUUCCUGAGAUUCCUCGCCUUUUUGAUGAGAAAGACAGGUUACAAAGAAAGAGAAUCCAGGAGCUCAUGCCCAGGCGCACCUCUACUCGACUGCGAUCAACCGAAGAGAAGCGGCAGAAGCAGGACGAAACCCAGAAUGACUAUACUUCCAGCCUGUUCAAUCAGAGCACGGAGGACCUCCGUGUUGGAAUGUUCAAGGUCCUGGAUUACUUGGAAAACCUGGAAGACUCGUGGCCAUUUUUGGAACCUGUCCAAGAAGAAUAUGCUCCAAAUUACUACAAGAGGAUCUCCAAACCAAUGGACCUGCAGACAAUGGAGGAGAAGCUUGAGCAGGGAGGGUAUCUCAGCUAUGAUGAAUUUGAAGCUGAUUUCCAUCUCAUUAUCUCCAAUUGCAGGAAAUAUAAUGGGGCCACUAGUGAGGAGAAGGAGAAUGUUGAAAAGAAUAGCAAGGAGAAGAAAAGGAAGAAAAAGGAGAAGGAUGAAGGGCUUGGGAAGAAAGAUGGGAAAAAGAAGAAAAGAGCACGAAAGGAAGAGAGGGGUGAAAAUGAUGUGGGGAAUGAUAGUGAGGAAGAAAUGGAAAAGGGGGGUGUUGAGAAGAAGAAGGGAAAGAAACGGAAGUAUGAAGAUGACAUUGAAGAUGAAAUUCAUCCUCACAAGAAGGCCUCAAAACGUAGAAAGAGGGAGACAGAUGAAGAUGAGGAAUCUGAAGAAGAGGUUAAGAAAACAAGAUCAUCCACUGGAAAUUUACGUCAAGCUCGGCAACAUCCAAGCAAUCCAUCAAGUGGGGAAGACUCGGAUAGAGACAGAAAAACAAAGAAGAAGGAGAAAAAGAAGAGAAAAGACAGUGUGGAGGAGGAACAGGAACAGAAGCCCAAACCAAAGAAGCCUGGGUAUAUCAAGAACAAGAAAGCGAUUGAUGCUCUGGCUGCUGCCACAGAAGAAACUCUUAAAUGCUGUGGUGACAGCACUGUCACAAAAACAGAAUCUUCUGACUGCAUAUUUUGGCAUUACAAGGGUGAAGAAACAUACUUGGAAAAGCCAACCCACCCAAAAGCUAUGGCCGGAGGGGAUGCCCCAUGA